This is a messenger RNA of Frieseomelitta varia, 674 nucleotides long. RefSeq lists its product as uncharacterized. The transcript has 3 exons. The record is from RefSeq and is a predicted model, not a curated record. The coding region runs from base 117 to 488 and encodes 123 amino acids. Lineage: Eukaryota; Metazoa; Arthropoda; Insecta; Hymenoptera; Apidae.
AGUCUAGGCAGCGACUCUGAGACGAAACGCACAACCUUUCCUCACCUUACCCACCUCAUCACUUCCUACAUUAUCCUCGCAUUAUCAUCGCCGUUUCAAUCCCUUCACGUUUAUAGAUGAUGCUGCCAUCUAAGCACUUUCUAACUCUCCUUGGAACUAAAAAAAUAAAAAUGAAUCGUCUAAUAGAUGGCAAAACUUGUACUAAAAUAGAUAUACAUUGGAUGAGCGACAAAGACAGUAAUAGGUGGUUAGUACCAUCAUUUCACCGCUACGUGACACUAGUAUUUCAAUAUCCUAGUAUUCAACAUGGAUUGACCAAAUUUUCAUCCGCAAAAAAUAGAUGUAGACGUAAUGGCAGUGUAAUCGCAACUUCGGAAGCUGAACAAUCGCGUGAUAUAAUGUACAUAGGAACUUUGCAUUGCACGAUUCCCCCUGUUUACAUCAUUAACUCGAUGAUACACCGGAGAAGGAGUUAUCAUUGGCGGUAGUGAAAUUGAUGACCGAAUUCUUUUCAACGUUGGAAAACUAUCGUUCUUCGCGAUAAUGCUCAUUACUCUUUGUCGUCGCCGUUCAUUGCGAAGUAAAUUCGAAUGAAAUUAGCUUGAAAUAUUAAUAUUUAUAAAUGUAUAAGUAUUCGCAUUCAUAAAUACAAGUACUUGUACAUAGGUGUUUGU